AUGUCCUCAAAUCCCGUCGGUGCUGUCCAUCAGGCCAGCGCAGUCUCAUCACGCGGCAACUUCGAGCUCCCGUCUCAGCGACCGCCAGCAGCAGACAGAGUCUCGCGUCCCUCUCAGGCUCGACCAAGUGAAGCGCACGACGAUCAAAAACAGGCUUAUCAGGGCGACCGAAAAGUUCGAGCCAUGACAUCUUCACUUCGCGUCCACCACUUUGAUGGGGAAUACGACGACACUUCGCUUUCAGUCUCGUUCGAUACUCUACAGGAUCUGGUGGCACACGCUCAGAAUCUCAAGAACACCAUCCAGGCACUUCGUCAACCCGCUCCGAACACUCAAGCCAACUCGAAUCAAGUUCAGGCAGAACUGGCCGAUGCUGAGAAAAAUGCCAACGAGCUCUGCGACUUCCUCGGCGCUUGCUGGGAGAUGAUCCCUGUCACGAACCGACCCUCUGCUCGCAGCGCCGUCAAAGCGCAAAAGGUCUUCGAUACACCUGAGCUUCUCGAGAACAUAUGCAUUCAUCUGAAUCCACUAGAUACGCUGGUGGCUCAACAAGUCGGACGUGUUUGGCGCGACGGUAUCAACAGCUCAGUCAAGAUCCAGCGUGCUAUCGGUCUUCGCCCAGAUGAGAGCUCGUACUUCAGCGCUCCAUUUGCCGAUUUCGAUGGCACGGGCAGCAUUCUGUCUCGGUAUACCCUUCCUGGCUUCUUCCUUGACAACUACGGACCAAACGUCGACUUCGACGCACAUGAGGCGGCAGCUGAGGGCAUUUCAAACACACAGGCUGUCAAAAUACAGAUCACUGCCGACUACCCAGUCUCGAUCGGGUCGCGCUGCCGCUUGCUCUCCCUCUGUCAGCCUCCGAUCAAAUCUGCCAGCAUGUUUAUCGGAAGCGAGUGUGAUGGGUGCAUCACAACUCAUUUCGAACAUGAGGCCAAGCUAGUCUCUGAAGACGGUGUCAAUGUUGGGCAGAUCAUGGACGCAGCCCAGCAGUUGAUUGACGCUCACAGGAUGGGCGAGGAGCAUGUGGAUGGGUACUGCCGUCCUAUCAUCGAGUUCCACGCUACCGUCACCCUCGCAGACGAUGAUCCCAUUAUGGUGGAACGUCGCAUGAUGGUUGCGUCUGUGGUCGAGGAUCGACGAAAACCAAGCUACCGCCCGUGCGACUGCUAUCAAUGCAACCUUUAUGCUCCACAUGCUUAA
This is a messenger RNA of Zasmidium cellare ATCC 36951, 1200 nucleotides long. RefSeq lists its product as uncharacterized. The coding region runs from base 1 to 1200 and encodes 399 amino acids. Lineage: Eukaryota; Fungi; Ascomycota; Dothideomycetes; Mycosphaerellales; Mycosphaerellaceae. The transcript has a single exon. The record is from RefSeq and is a predicted model, not a curated record.